GGUCAUUUUCUGUCUCUCCUGCCACGUCACUCCCGCGGCCAAAGGAAAGAAAGAGCCGCGCAGACGCCUGGAGGGAAGCCUCGGAGGGCGAGGGGCAGCUGGGGAGCCGCAAACACCUGGAGGAUGUGUCGCACCUCGGUGCACACUGCUAGGUGCCCAGGGGAAACUCCAUGGGGAUCCUCCGCGGUCGUGGAAGCCUUGAGAUUAACUCCCACUGUGUGGAGGUGCACAAGGACUAACCCAGAAAUAGUGGUAACGACACCCAGGAAAUCAUGAAUCAGGCAGAUAAAAAUCAACAAGAAAUCCCAUCCUACCUUAGUGAUGAACCACCAGAAGGUUCAAUGAAAGACCAUCCACAGCAGCAGCCAGGCAUGUUGUCCCGGGUAACCGGGGGUAUCUUCAGUGUUACAAAGGGGGCCGUGGGUGCCACCAUUGGAGGCGUGGCUUGGAUUGGUGGGAAGAGUCUGGAGGUGACCAAAACAGCAGUGACAACUGUGCCUUCCAUGGGAAUAGGGCUGGUGAAAGGGGGCGUGUCUGCUGUGGCUGGAGGAGUGACAGCUGUUGGGUCUGCUGUUGUCAACAAAGUGCCCUUAACAGGAAAGAAGAAAGACAAAUCAGACUAAAACACGGAGAGACCUUGCUCCUCACAGCACUAUGAUGCCAGUGGCAUUGAAUUGCUAAAUUAUAGACCUCAACCAAGUCACCUGUUUUGGACGUGUAUCUUCUAAACUGCUGUGUUGAAAGUAUUGAUGGCUUUCAUCUAUAAAGAAGAGACCAAUACUAGCACAGUAUAUGAAGGUUUCUCAUACUUAAGUUCCAGCUUUUUAUCUGGUAAAAUGUUACACUUACUCAGUUGUAACUGAAGAUAUGGUAUGUUUCAAUAUUUACUAUAAGUCUUUCAGUUUGACUAAAAAUGUGAAAGUUGAAUUCAGUAGAUGAUCUUUACAGUUCCAUAUGUACAUGUGCCAGGUAAUUCAUACACCCCUUAUACAAGGGACCUUGAACUCCAUAAACUGUACCUUUGACGUGCCUAAUAGCUUCAGAUGUCUUAGUUUUUUAUACCAUAGUUGUGUAGGCCAAGAGGCAUUCUUUCCUUGUUUUAGCUGGCAAAAAGUAGCAGGAAUUCAAAAUGUUUAAAAGAAAAGAUAAACGGUUCUAUGAUACUGUUAGUCAUCUUUUGUUGGACAUGUAUUCUGUUCAUUUACUCAUUAAUGCCUUACAAAAGAAAACAUCUUUUCUAAUACCUUCAGUAUAUGUAGUUCUUAGGAUUAUUGACCAGUUCUUUAAAAGGUUGUUCCCUGCUAUCUCUUGGGAUCCCGUCAUGAGUUAAAGGUAUUUCUUGCUGUCAGUGGGUAAGAUAGUGCUUGCUAACUGUUGUGUCAGUGGUUAAAAUCAAGUUGUACACUUCAGCUUGAGUUCAUACUCCAUUGUUAGUACAUUUUACAGUCCCUAAGGAACAUUGCUAAGCUGGUUGGAAGCUAUGAGUUUCAUAUUAAAGAACAGAUAUGAUUUUAAGUUCUUAGAAAUUACUCAGAAUAUCUGAGAUAGAAAAAAAACCCUUUACCCCACUUCUGUCUUUAGAAUGUCUUAAAUUAUCAGCAGCUGUCUCUUAAAAAUACAGAAACAACUAUAAAUAUGUGAGGACUGACUUAAAUUGAGCAAAAUUGGCCCCAUGUAUUAGUUUUGAAUGUAAAAUAUAAAUGCUUUCAAAAGGCUUUAAAAUACAUGAUAGUCCUUCAAAGCUGCUGUGGACAUGGUACCAUUUUUCAGGUCAGUUUCAAGCAGGAAACUUACAUUUUUCAGUAUGGGUGAUCAGUGUGACAUGUCUUAAAAUGUGCCAUCACAUCUGUCAUUCUCAAAGAUGACUUAGCUAGAAUUUUUUUGGUUUGGUGAAAAUUUAACAACUGGCGGGUAUAUUUGGCAUUCCUUUUAACUGAGGGUUCUGGUCCAAGUCAGAAAAAUCUUCAUAUUUUUUCUUUAUGUCUGGAGAUUUAUCUCCUCUGCCCCUCAUAAAUUUCAUGGAGGAAGAAAGGGGUGAUGUCCUGAAAUCAAGCCAAAAUGUAGAGAACCUGAACAAAUCAACCUAACACCUGAGCCUUCCAGUGUUUGCUUGUAGCCACUAAAUGGUAUUAUUAAUAAUACAUAGGCGAGUGGAUAAGAAUGUCACUUUUAAAAACUUCCAGAAGUGUCAGCAGAGAUUUGAACAAAUCUACAAAAGGUUCUUGAACUUUUUCCUGCUUAUUUAAAACUUACAAGUCAUUAAGGACUUCAGUUCACAAGGAAUUAGUCAUUUAUUUCAUGGUAGUAUGGUUAGGACAUUUGUUGGUCUAUUCGGUCAGAUUUCUUAAUUAACAAAUGGGACUGUUUUUUAAAUUCCAAAGUUAACAGACAAAUAGUAAAUGAUCUAAAUAAUGGUAUUGGAAAAUUUGUUUCCUGCUGUUUAGAAGGAAUACUGCUUUGGUGCUCGUUUGUAUUUCUAAUUUAUCUUCUGUAGUCAUAGGCUCUGCUGUGCUUUGUACUUGAAUUUUUUUCUAUUUUUUUUCUAACUUACUAUAUGCUUGCAUAUUUAUUUUCAACUUUGCUUGUCUUUAAUAUUGCUUGAGAAAAAAAGGCUAUAAUUAUAGUUUUCUGCUACAGAAAAGCUACCCUGGUAUAUUUUAUCUCAUCACGAUUGUUUUAAAUUCUAAACUACAACUUUGUUCGGAGGGACUUCUGCAAUAAUAGCAGACGACUGUCCAAAAGUACAGUCAGAUAAAACUUUUUAGUGGAAUGAACUUGCCAUCUGAUGACAUGUACAGCUGUAUACGUGAGUCUUUUCCAGUUUAUUUACAUAGACUAGCGAUUUGACCUGUUAAACAGGACUAGUUCACUUGAAGAAACUAUGGUUGUUGUAUACACCUGGAGGCAUCUGUUAUUCAGCUUGUUUUUUGAGUGGGUAUUUGGCACAACAAAGAUAAAUUUGUGUCACCCACUUAAGUGACUGAUCUAAUAAUAUCAACAUUAUGAAUCCUGUACUUAGUGAAAUGUCAGAUGAAAAUAAUUGAAUAAUGUUUUUUUUGUAUUAAAAGGGAUGGGAAAAGAACACAUAAAUCUGUUAAUAGAGCACUAUGAUCUGUAAAGUUGGAAUGCUUCAUGAAGAUCUAAAGAAAUAAAAGAAAUUUUAAAACAGGGUAAUCUUAGAACUUUUAGUUAUAUAGUUCAGACAGUGCCAUAGCCAGUUCUCAAUUUUUGUGAUAAUGUACAUACAUGACAUCCUGGAAUAAUAUGUAUUUUGAUGCCAACACAACAGUAAAAUACAAAUAUAUUUAUAUCAACUUAAUAAAGAUUAAAAUGCA
Dipodomys ordii (Ord's kangaroo rat) is the source of this 3335-nucleotide messenger RNA. RefSeq names its product transmembrane protein 263 (gene Tmem263). The coding region runs from base 273 to 623 and encodes 116 amino acids. Lineage: Eukaryota; Metazoa; Chordata; Mammalia; Rodentia; Heteromyidae. The record is from RefSeq and is a predicted model, not a curated record. The transcript has 3 exons.